This is a messenger RNA of Malania oleifera, 2435 nucleotides long. RefSeq lists its product as uncharacterized. The record is from RefSeq and is a predicted model, not a curated record. The transcript is spliced from 6 exons. The coding region runs from base 493 to 1587 and encodes 364 amino acids. NCBI's taxonomy places the organism in Eukaryota, Viridiplantae, Streptophyta, Magnoliopsida, Santalales, Ximeniaceae.
CUCUCUCUCUCUCUCCCCAUGAGAGCUCUCCCUCCAGCUCCCGCCAUUCCCUCGCUCCGUCUAUGCCGUGUCUCGUCACUCGUGAGCUUCUCUCGAUUUCCGCCAUUUAUUCUCAGCAUGAAACCCUAGCCUUCGCGUGGUUCUCACUGUGUAAUUCCGCUUUUACGAGUUCUCUGCUGUGUCGAUUUCGUGAAGAUUGGGUUUCUCACGUUCUCGGAUCUGGAGCUCAGCAUUGCCGUUGAGACCUCCCGCGUGUAUCACCGGUUGCGAUCUUCAGUUACGCAGGUAGGCAAAGGAAAUUUUGUCAAAGUCGAUGCUUAUAUUCUGCUUCGCGACUCUCAAUUUGAUUUCUAUGGAUUCGGUAUGUGGAGCUUUAGUGAUAGAUCCGAUUGUUAUCGAUGACGUUCUUGAAAAUUUCAGGCGAUAGUUCUGUAAUUAAUGCGUGCGUGAGAGUGUUUGUUUGAGUGAUUUUUUUGAAUUUUGAGGUUAUCGAUGGCAAUGGAACUUCCUAGUGGAGUUGGUCCAAGAGUUAAGUUGCAUUGCGUGAACCAAGGAGAGUCCGAAGAGUCGCAUUCGCAUACACAAGGUUUUGAGUUUGAGAUUUCUGAUGAUGAUGGUCGGUCUGAUCAUCAGUUUCGUUCUAUGAAUGCGUUGGAGAUAUUGAGAGAAACUGUUAGGAUUCUCCGGUUCAAUUCAUGGGCAUUCAUGGGGAUUGCUGCAUUGUUAAUUUGUCCCGUGUCUGCUGUUCUCCUCUCGAAUGUGUUAGUCGAUCAGUCGAUCGUGAAGAGACUGACUAUUCGGCUCUUGUUACUCGCCAGGGCAAGUGGACUUCCUUUGAGGCCUUUCAUAAAACAGUCAUGCUAUCGUUUCUCUGAGAUGGCACUUUCCACCGUCUUGUGCUUCCCUUUGUUCAUCACGUUGUUGCUACUAUCAAAAGCCGCGGUGGUUUAUUCAGUAGACUGCACUUAUUCCAGGAAGAAGUUUGAUUCAUCAAAGUUCUUCGCAAUCAUUGCCAAGAUUUGGAAGCGCCUUGUUUCGACUUAUCUGUGGGUGUGUAUGGUUGUCAUUGGUUGCCUCACUUUGUUUCUUGUUUUGCUUGUCGCUGUCUGCUGUGCCUUCUCCUUAAUUGGGUUUCCAUCCGAUAUAAAUGUGUACCCUGCACUGAUGGUGGGGAUGGUUUUCUCUGUUGUUUUUGCCAAUGCUAUCAUGAUUUGUAACAUUGCUUUUGUAAUAUCAGUCUUGGAAGAUGUCUCCGGUCCAAAGGCACUGCUUCGUUCUGGUGGCCUAAUUAAGGGGCAGACUCAGGUGGGUCUUUUCAUAUUUCUUGGAUCCACCAUUGGUAUGGCAUUUGUGGAAGGCUUGUUUGAGCAUAGAGUGAAGACUCUGAGCUAUGGAGAUGGUUCUUCCAGGAUAUGGGAAGGGCCCCUUUUGGUGAUAAUGUACUCCUUUGUGGUGCUUAUUGACUCCAUGAUGAGUGCAGUUUUCUAUUUCAGUUGCAGGUCUUUUAGUAUGGGAGCCUCCGGUGGAGAAUCUCACUCAAUUUUGGAAACUGUGGCAUUGUCAUCUGGAUCAAUGGAUAUUCAAUGACAUCAUUGUGCAAACUGAUGCAUGACUUGUAAAGCUUCUAUGACUUGAAAUCAUAAGUGCUGGAGCUGCUCAUAGGAUUUGAAGAUUUUACUGCUAGCCAUGAGUUCCUUAACCAAUUACCACUGACAAGGAGCAAAUUUGGGUGGAUCAUCUGAGUGAAGGGUUUAUCAUGUAGGUAACCUUACAAGGCUUUCAACUAAUAUUGAUAUAUGAUUCAGGCGCAUAGAAGUGUUUCUGUGAUCAAUGAAUGCAGGGAUUGAAUAGAUGCAGCUCAAGGCCUGGCAAGUACAACAUUUAUGAAUUGGUUGCAUUCCCAAUGGAAAAAAUUCUGGACAAUUGGUCCAUCAGUACAUCGGUCCUAGUAGCUAAAAGGAUUGGGGAGAUCGGAUUUUUGAUUUAACUUACGAUUUUCUCGAGAUCGAGCUUAGAGAGCUCGUGGUUUUAUAGCAUGUUUAGGAAAUAGAAAGAGAAAAGGGUGAUCCAAUUAGGCGAGCAGAUCAGACUCGCAGAUAGAGAGGACUACAGUACCGCCCUGUCUAUAGGGAUGAUGAAAGUAUGAACGCCGCAUGCGUGAGGUUGUAAAUAGCAUCUAGUGCUCCGAUAGUCAGGUGAUCCAGUUAGGCGAGCAGAUCAGGCUUGCAGAUAAAGGGGACUACAGUACUGCCUUGUCUAUAGGGUGAGUAUUUUUGGAAAAUCGCUUUUUGAGUAGUCCCUAAAUCUUGGUGAGGGUAUUUUGGGAAUGGUUAUGUAUGCAUAUUCUAGAAAUUUUGACACUCUGGAAUUGUAUAUAUUGACGUGGUUAUAUGUAUUCUGCUUCCCAUUGAGUUUAUGGUUAUACAAGUUCCACA